Cavia porcellus (domestic guinea pig) is the source of this 1998-nucleotide messenger RNA. It is a transcript of the gene Lamp5, whose product is annotated as lysosomal associated membrane protein family member 5. Lineage: Eukaryota; Metazoa; Chordata; Mammalia; Rodentia; Caviidae. The record is from RefSeq and is a predicted model, not a curated record. Gene Ontology annotation, biological process: establishment of protein localization to organelle. The transcript is spliced from 6 exons. The coding region runs from base 469 to 1311 and encodes 280 amino acids. Gene Ontology annotation, cellular component: plasma membrane; lysosomal membrane; late endosome membrane.
UCCAGGGCUGUGAUGAUAGCUACCUCGGUGAAAUAGCUGGUCUCAGGUGCCGAUGCUGUUAAGUUUCUCAGGACACACUCAUCUUUGCAGAUAGGAUUGCAGAACAGAAAAUAGACCCAGGGAAAAUUUAGGCUCCCCCAAAUCUCAUUGGCCCUCCGCAUAAGCCAAGUCACGACCACGCCUGCAACACCGCCGGAUUCCUUUCAGCACUCGCAGUUGCGGACAGCUCCCUCGCUGCGUGCCCCUUUUCUCUGCAGUGAGCUGACUUGCUCGACCCGCGGAGGCCGGUGCGGCACCUACCCGGUCCUGGCCCGCGCGCACUGGACACGCGCUCCCUCCGCCCCCGCCCCGGCCCCCGCCCUGCGCUCACUCCGGUCCGCUCCGCUCCGGCGGCGACUUUGAGGGAUUCCCUCCCGGGCGGCCUCUGCAGCAGCACAUCUGGCCCCGCUGGCCGCGAGCGCGAGGAGCAUGGAUCUCCGAGGAAGAGCCCUUUUCCGCGUCGGCACGCUUCGAGUUCUCCUCGUGCUGUUCAAGACGGUGGCUCAAAUCAUGGCAGAACAAGAAGUGGAAAAUCUCUCGGGUCUUUCCACUAACCCUGAAAAAGAUAUAUUUGUGGUGCGGGAAAAUGGGACGACGUGUCUCAUGGCAGAAUUUGCAGCCAAAUUUAUUGUUCCUUAUGAUGUAUGGGCCAGCAAUUACGUCGAUCUGAUCACAGAACAGGCUGAUAUCUCACUGACCCGGGGAGCCGAGGUGAAGGGCCGCUGUGGCCACAAUGAAUCAGAGCUGCAGGUGUUCUGGGUGGAUCGCGCCUACGCUCUCAAAAUGCUCUUUGUAAAGGAAAGCCACAACACGUCCAAGGGACCUGAGGCAACCUGGAGGCUGAGCAAGGUACAGUUUGUGUACGACUCCUCUGAGAAGACCCACUUUAAAGACGCGGUCAGUGCUGGGAAGCACACGGCCAACUCGCAUCACCUCUCUGCUUUGGUGACCCCAGCUGGGAAGUCCUAUGAGUGUCAAGCUCAGCAGAGCAUCUCUCUGGCCUCCAGUGAUCCCCAGAAGACUGUCACUAUGAUCCUGUCUGCUGUCCACAUCCAACCCUUUGACAUCAUCUCAGAUUUUGUCUUCAGUGAAGAGCAUAAAUGCCCAGUAGAUGAACGGGAGCAGUUGGAGGAAACCUUGCCCCUAGUUUUGGGGCUUAUCUUGGGCCUUGUCAUCGUGGUAACGCUGGUGAUCUACCACAUCCACCACAAAAUGACUGCCAACCAAGUGCAGAUUCCUAGGGACCGAUCCCAGUACAAACACAUGGGCUAGGGGCUGUUAAAAGGGCACCCCCAAGUCCUGUCCCCAGCUGGAUCAGGUAGAACAAAAAAAGCACUUUCCACCUUGUACACAGGAUAUAUCAGCAUAGCUACAAUCCAACAGGCCUGGUGUCUGGGGCUUGCUUGGCUUGCAUCCAUGCUUAAACCCAGGGGUGGUGGUCCCUUGGAUGCAUGGGGUGAGGGUGAAUGGUAGCUGUUCUCCCCAUGCUGGCGGGUAAGGAGGUGGGGGUCAGCCAACUUUCAUGCCCGUGGUGGCCUGGCUUUGACUCUCCAAGGAGCAGCAAAUCCUACUUGGAGAGGUUUCUGGCCCUGAAGUUUAGGGACUGGAAACACUUCCCUUGGGAGGAAACCUCUUUAAGUUCAAAAGAAGAGGGGUGCUUUACCCCUUAGCCUCCGCUGGCUUACCUAUACAGUUUUCAGUGCACACAAAAUACAACCUCAUGCUCCCUGCAGCAAGACCCCUGAAAGUGAUCCACGCUUCUGGCUGGCAUUCUGCAUGUCUAGUGAUUGUCUUGGGAAUGUUUCACUGCUCCCUGCGCCCAGUGACUCUGCAGCACAAGAACUUGUUCAAUGUAACUAUGCACUAUUGUUUGGAAUUCAUAAUGUGUCAGGUCCAAAUAAUAGGACCUGGACAUGUGAGUUUGUUUUUGAAAAUGAAUUAAAACACACUACUCUCUGG